This is a messenger RNA of Drosophila nasuta, 1169 nucleotides long. Its product is annotated as transcription factor SPT20 homolog. The transcript is spliced from 3 exons. The coding region runs from base 89 to 1123 and encodes 344 amino acids. The record is from RefSeq and is a predicted model, not a curated record. Lineage: Eukaryota; Metazoa; Arthropoda; Insecta; Diptera; Drosophilidae.
UUAGACUCUGGCACAAAAGUCAAGUUCGAAUCGAUUGUCAGAUGUGUUUUUGUAUCGAGCUAAAUGUGCUGCUCUAAAUGUGCUCUAAAUGCGCUUAAGCAAUCUGCUUUGGAUUGUUGCUCUGUUAAUUGUUUGGGCAGUGAGCACUCGCCCGCAUCCCGCAAUGAUCGGAAAAAGAGAAUCGCCUCAAGCUGGAGGCAAUGCCGAUUACGACUACGUCGACGGGACGCUGGAUGAGCAACUGAAGCGACUGGGACAAUACAAUCUACAGAGCUGGGAUGCCACAUCGGAAGAUGGCGGCUUUCAGCGUGUCACACAAUGCGAUGGCUUGAGUCAAACAACGAGUUGUGAAACUCAUGAAGCAACUUGCAGCACAACAUGCAGCACAACUUGUCAAACGCCUUUGCCACAGCCAGGUGACUGUGAUCGCUUUUCCUCAAAUCAAAAUCAAGCCAAUUCACAGCAAUCACAACAGCAGCAACAGCAGCAGUCACAGCAACAGCAGUCGCCAUAUUCCCCACAGCAACAACCUCAGCAACAACCUCAGCAACAAUUUGAGCUGGAUGACUCUGAGCUACGUGGCAGAGAGUUGCGCAAAUUAGUGCAACAUUUGUAUGUGGCACAAGCGCGUGUGCAACUCGAAGCUACCGAGAUACACAAGGCACAAGCUGUGGCAAGCUCAGCGCAAGCUCAGCUCGAAGAUUCAGCGAAUCAUGUGCGCACCAUCACAGCCACGUUGCACAAUGCACAACAGGAAGUGGCAGCUGCUGCAAUAAGAGCGCAGAUCGCUCAGCUGCAACUUGCGGCACAUGAUCAGUUGUUGUUUGCUGCUCGCCAAGAUGUGGACUCGCUGUCCUCACAAGUGGUUGGACUGCAGGCAGCCGAAGGAAUUGUUCAACCCAAGCUAACAGUUGAUCUUCAUGCGUUGCUCGACAGGUUGCGUCAACCGCUGCAGCACUUUGAUCGCCCCACGCCGGUGCCCAUGAUCAUCACUCCACCUCCGCUCAGCGAGGAGUUGCCACAUCCCCAACCGCAAAGCGAUGAAGCAACUGUCAAUCAAAAGGAAGUCAUCAAGCAGCAAGAGCAAGCAAAGAUUGCGAACCAAGCGAUCUACUCUUUAUAAAAAUCCCCUCUUUAACUAUAUAUAUUUUGUUACUAAUGUUCAUAUU